AUGAAUAUUGCAAAUAUUGAAACUUCCUACCUAUCUAUACCUGAAUUUUACGCAGGCAGGACAGUCUUCAUAACAGGGGGAACAGGAUUUCUUGGAAAAGUAUUGAUUGAAAAAUUACUAUACAGUUGCGACAACAUCGACACAAUUUAUAUAUUACUGAGAGAGAAGAAUGGAAUCGGAGCAAAAGAAAGACGUAAUCGAUUACUAAACAGUCCUGUAUUCUCUAGACUGCGAGAGAAGAAGGCAGAGAGCUUAUCGAAAAUAAAACAUGUCGUAGGCGAUAUCACUGUUUUUAAUUUAGGCUUAACUUCUGAUCAGGAAGAACUGUUAAAAAAGGUUUCCGUUGUAUUUCAUUUGGCAGCAACGAUAAGAUUUGACGAACCUCUUAAGAAUGCUUUAAAUAUAAACCUGGAGGGGACAAGAGAGGUUCUGAGGGCUUUCAAAAACCAAUCGAAAUUGGACGCAUUUGUUUAUGUCUCGACAGCGUUUUCUAAUACUGAUAAGAAAGAAAUAGACGAAUGUAUCUAUCCCCCGCCUAGAACACUAGCCGAAGUAUAUGCGUUUAGCAUUAAAGAAGAGGUUUCUGAUGAAGAUCUUUGUGAAUUUCUAAAUGGUCGUCCGAAUACAUAUACGUUUACGAAGGCAUUGGCUGAAAAUAUGUUGGCAGAAGAGCACGGAGAUGUUCCAGCUGUUAUCGUAAGGCCUUCAAUUGUUACAGCAGCUGCAGAGGAACCGUUCAAAGGUUGGAUCGAUAACUGGAUGGGGAUCACAACAUUUUUCUUUACCAUCGCUAAAGGCUGGACUCGUGUUCUGUAUGGGAAAAGAAAUUUUGUUCUUGACAUCAUUCCUGUAGACUAUGUUGUUAAUUUGACUAUUAUUGCAGCUGCUAGAUGUAAAAGAUCCAUUGAUGUACCAGUGCUCAACAUUUGUAGCAGUUCUGCGAAUCCUAUAUCGUCCGGUCUACUUGUUAAUUUGCUUAUUAAAGAAAGCGCAAAGCAAAAAUUUUAUGAUAUUCCCCUCUUCGGUGUGCUUUACAUAAAGUCCGCUGUAUUGGUUACAAUUGUUAGUUUCAUAGUAGAGACCAUAGCAGCAUAUCUGAUAGAUUUGUGGCUUAGAAUUACAUGCAGAUCUAAGAGUUUCGUUUCCUUCGUGGAAGUGCAAAAGAAGCAGUCUAGAGUGCGAGAAAAGAUGCGCUACUUCCAAUUGGGUUCUUGGAAGAUAAAGUCGACACGCACUUCUGAUUUGUACGCGUCUCUUACCAUUCCGGAUCGUAAGACGUUCCCGUGCGAUGCUGGAGACUUGAGAUGGUCUGAAUACGUACCGACAUAUUUUAAUGGACUUGUAAGAUAUUUAGUGGAUUCUAGGAAGUAA
Papilio machaon (common yellow swallowtail) is the source of this 1371-nucleotide messenger RNA. Its product is annotated as putative fatty acyl-CoA reductase CG5065. Gene Ontology annotation, cellular component: peroxisome. NCBI's taxonomy places the organism in Eukaryota, Metazoa, Arthropoda, Insecta, Lepidoptera, Papilionidae. The record is from RefSeq and is a predicted model, not a curated record. The coding region runs from base 1 to 1371 and encodes 456 amino acids. The transcript is spliced from 10 exons. Gene Ontology annotation, biological process: long-chain fatty-acyl-CoA metabolic process. Gene Ontology annotation, molecular function: alcohol-forming very long-chain fatty acyl-CoA reductase (NADP+) activity.